UUCACUUAACCGGAUAUCAACAUCAAUAUCUUCUGCAACUAAUUUGUGGGUUUGGUCACCCUGUUUAGUUUGAUUAACCGCACAGGAAAAACGCAUAUCCUGUUUUUGAAUGAAAUUAUGAAAUUAUCCUAUUAAAAAAUUGAUAUAUGCAUCGAUUUCAUGGAAAGGUUUUCACGGACGAUCACAUAUUCACCGAAUUUAUCGAUUUAUGAAACACGAACCCUUACCAUUGAAAUAUGAAACCCGGGUAGGGAUUAUGCAUAAGAUCACAUUUCAGUGAAAUGCAGUAGUGACGUAAGCUUCGUGCGUAUUGCUUUGAUGUAAUCACAAUUGUAGAAAGUUACUAACUGAUAUUCAAGAAAUAGUGCUAUCACAGUACAGCAACAAUGCUAAGUCGAGUCGAACGUGUGUCUCGGGAAGACUAUAGUACAUUCCAGCCAAAAUCAGGUGAAAACAUGAAAAAUGAAGGUAUUUUAGUGACUGGGUCAUUCCAGGCUAUAAACUUUUACAAUCAGUCACAUAUUUUCUUUGAUCUCUACAUGGCAGUUAUUUCUGGCCAUACACAAAAUGUUCGGAAUAUAUUGUUAUCUCAUCCAGACGCUGAUUUCAACAUUCUAGUGAAAGGGGCAACUGUUUUGUCACUGUCCCUGUAUAAGCGACAUUUUGAUAUCUUUAAUUUGUUAAUGCGACAUUCUGAAAGGAGAGGUAAAACUUGCUUGAACACUGUCAGUAAGGAUGAAUUAAACAGAAGAGAACCCCCUUUAAUUACAGCGUGUAGGAUGCAUUUUACUGAAGGAGUUAUAUCCCUAGUGAAUGCAGGGGCUGAUAUUGAUGCCCAAGAUAAUUUUGGACAUACAGCCCUAUGGGUGGCUGCUAGACAACAAAUGCCAGAUCUUGUGGAAUAUUUGAUAGUCAAUGGUGCUAGUGUGAAUAUCACAGACAGAUAUAACUACACGCCCCUCAUUACUGCCAUGAUGUACAAGGUGACAUCUAAUAUUACUAAAGCACUUGUGUUAAAUGGAAGUAAUUUAGACGGACCUAAAGUAGUGUCCUCAUACCAGAACAGUCCUUUAUUCUGGGCUUCUAAAUAUAAAGAUUUUGAGAUGAUGAGGUUGAUUCUUUUAGCAGGAGUUCCAAUGUGGCUUAUACGAUGUGUAAAACAUUCAUUACAUGAUGCCACAGGAAGGAAUGCUGCGGCUAUAGGCUAUCUUGAUGAUUACACAAGAAAUGCUCCAUCACUUAAACAAAUAUGUCGUAGGAUAUUGAGAACAGCAGUCAGUGAAAGUUGUAAAGGAAAAUACUUUGGACAAAACAUUGAAACAUUACCACUUCCACAAAUUUUGAAAUGUUAUUUAUUGUUAAAAGUAGAAAAUUAAGAAAGACUGUUUAGUCAUUGUGUAUGUGGUGUGUAUUUAAGACUUUAAGUAAGUAAGUGUAUUAAACUAUUACAUAUAAGAGCUCUAAGUUUCUUUUGUGAUGAUGGUUUGUUUUUCUCAACAAAUAUCCAGUUUUAAUUAUAAUGAUAGUUAUACAUACAUGUUUUCAUUGAACGUGUUGUAAUAGACAUUUGUAUACAUGUACAUUUGUAACUUUAAUAUUGUUUAUAACAUUAUUUAGGUGAAUUUUAUACAUGUUAUAUACAUGUAUUUAAGAAAAUUUAUAAAUUUUAGUUGCGAACAAACUCAAACUGAUUAUAAAAAAUAAUCUUUCAGUUUGCUCCAUUACAAAUAUAGAUUUGUUUAUUGCAACUUUUAAGAUAUGAACAGAUGAAGCCUUACAAUAAGGGGUCAUAUUUAGAUGACCUUUUAACAUUGUACAGUGUAUGUUAAUUUUAAUCAAUCCAAUAACUAGUACUAUUCCAAGUGACAUGCUGGCACUACAUGUAGAUAACAAAUUUUCCCUUAAAGUAUGAAAUUAAAGGGUAAAAUAUUUUGAAUCAAAAUUUCAACAUUCUAUUGAAUAAAUGUUUUAUCCACUUAUGAUUUAUAAUAGAUAAACGGGAAAACAAUGAAACCUUACUGUCACAUGACUGUUGAGAACAUAGAAAUAUUUACCUGAUAAUAUACAUGUAUUUUAUACUCAAUGAUUGUAAAAAAUACCAAAACUUUUGAAGGAAAGAUUAGAAUGGAUGAGUCUUUUUUUGACAAAAGGUCACUGGACAUGACUCUUAUCAUACUUAUGAUACAUGUAAAUAAGUCUUCAGAUCUUUCAUGCUGUGGCAAACAAUUUAGAAGAGCAAAGUUUAAAAUCUGACUUUAAUCAUGUUAUGAAAAAUCUAAACCUGUUUUAAGUCUAGUAUACAUGUAUUUAAACAUGUUAGAAAUUAACAAGAACAUACAGACAGAUAUUUUAUAAAUCAUAUAUUUUACACUAAAAUGACUAAAGCAAGUUAAAUACAUCUUAACAUACAAAUGUACAUGUAAUAAAUAAUUAAAUGUACAAUGUAAAUGUGGUUAGAAUAACUGCCAUGGUAAUUAAGUACAUACAAUGUGUAUCUUCUUUACCAGUGAUCCCUGCUUCCAUGGUCAGUUACACAGUGUACAUGGACUUUACUUUAUUAUAUGAUAUGAACAUGAUGAAUGGUUGGGAAUUAAAACAAAGUUGCAACUGGACUAUAAAUUAUAAAAAGAGGUUUUUGUACAAACAUAUAAAUGUAUGCUUUACAUACAUUUGUAUGUGUCUUUAUAUAUUACAAAUAUUCAAAAAUGAGCAUAUACAAAACUUUCAGUUUAUUAUACAUGUACUGCAAUGUAAUACACAUGUAGGUAAAUUGGGCUUUAACUCUGAUUCAUUUUUUUCUUUUUCAGCUUGUACAAUGUAUAUAUGCAUAUGCACAUACAUGUAUGUGUGUUAUGGCUUUUAUACCACUGUGUGGCCAAAUAUUAAUGAAAUUUUGUGUGUACAGUGGCUUAAAUUUUUAGUUUCCCCUAACAAGUCAUUGCAAGUAUAUAAAUUAAAAUUAGUCAAUAAAUGAUUUAUUCAUAGUAAAAAAAAAUGGUGACCACUGAUAUUUAUCUUACAGCAACACAAUGUGCAUAUAAUAUGUUGCUCUUCUUUUACAUGCGUUAAAAAGUAUUUUCACAAAAAUAAUUACAAAUUUGUUUAAUUGAACAUUGAUUUAGAUGUCAAGUUCACUGAUGCCAAAAUUACAUUAGUAUUUAUAUCCUGUAGACAUAGAUAACAUACAUGUACAUGUUACUGUGGGAGUAUAAAAUAUUCUUUACAGGCCAGGGGAAGCUUGCUUCCUGUAGACAUACAAACUUUUAUGUAGAAUCAACUAUAAACAUGAUAAAGCAAUUAAUCUUUUAUUCACAUUACAUAUUAUAACAUACAUCACAUAUGGACAUUGUAUACAUGUACAUGUACACACAAACUGUUUGCAACUCUUACGAAAUUUGAUUAAAGGGAUAAUGGAUAUGAAAUUUUAUGUAAAUGUUUUAUUUAUCAUAAUUUUUUUUUAAUUUGCAAAUUCAUGAAGUUAUUAUAUGUGAAAGAAAAUCUUUUAAUUAAAAAAAUUUAUCAAAUUUAACUUAUAUUUUCCAUGUUUUCUAAAACAAUAAUGUCUGUAAAAUUGCCUGUUUUUACUGUUUUAUAUCAUAUUAUUGCAUGUGAUAUAUUGCAGUAGUAUUAUAAUUUCUUGUGAUAUCAGUUUUGUUUGAAGUAUACAAAUGUACUUGAAUUUAUCAACAAAUUUUAUUAUAAAAAAAACUUUCAAAUCUUAUAAAAUAAUUCUUUUAAUUCCUAACUAUGAUUGUCCAAUAAUUUUGUGUGUGCAACCAUUGCCUUCAGAUUGCAUUGUGCCAAAGACAUUUUCUGUGAAAGGUUGACUGUUAUGAACUUGAACUGCAUCUACGUUUAUUAGUAUACAUGAUAUUAAAGUUGCCAAAAUAUUGAAUACAAAUCAGCUAAUAAAAUAAUGAUUUCUGUAUACUUAUCUCUUUAAUGUCAUGUAUGUACAAGUUUGAACUCAUGUGAUUUCAAGUUGAGAAAUAUAUUAUUCAAAUUUAAUGCUUAUUAAAAGUGAUUUUUUUGUACAAUUUGAGAAACAAAUUUUGGUUUAAGGGGUGAUGAAAGGGCCAAUAAAUGUUAUUUCUUCUGUUUCUAAAGAUGUAUAUGUAAAACAUGAAACUGGGAAUAUAUUUCAAUAAAAAUAUGAAAUUGCAAUUUAAAAGAAGUUGGGUCAUGUUAAUUAAGGGAUCGAUCACUGUAAUUAAUAAACUCACAUUAAGCUAAUUUUAUCCACUGAAUAAAAUGCUUAUCUUUGUGAAGAACUGCAGUAAAUGCAGCUGUCUGCAAUAGUGCUAUAUAAAGUAUUUUUUGUCAACACCAUCAUGACUAUACCUAAAUAUGAUUUUAAAUUAAUCAAAUUACCCUUCCAAUCUUUCCAUCAGUGAUUUGAUAUUAUAUGAUCAUGAGUUUAUGAGGUCUGUUGUUAAUACAAUGGUGCUCUAAAUAACUUGCAUACAUGUAGAACUAGAAACUUAAGUAUAAAGAGAGUUAAUUAGGCUCAAAAUCAUAAUAUGAUUUUCACUAUGAUAAUUACAUUUGGGUAAAAAUAAGAUUUAAAAUUCCUUUCUACAUAGAAAUUCAAGUCCCCCCCCCCCCCCCCCCCCCGAAAUAUUUGCAUUGUAGUUUGAUUGAUAUGAAUUAAUACCAUGUCAUAUGUUAUUAUAUAAGGUACAUGCAUAUACUUAUUAUCAUCUAGUCUACAUUGAACAUGUAUAACAUCUUCUUAUUUCUAUAAAUCUAAGUAUGAAUUUUACAUUGCACGUUGUAUUGUGUGAGACUGUCUUUGCUGUCUAGCUGCUUAAUGUUUAAGAGUGUAGACAUAAUACAUUGUAGCACAAUAAGGAUCUACACUAUUGACAAUGUAUUUCAUCAAAAUGAAGUAGGAUACAUAACUCAGCUAAACUUGUUUUACAUUUGUAUACAAUUUAUUUUAUAAUCAAGGUAGAUCAACACUGUUAAAUUGAUCACACAAAUGAGUAUAUGAGAGAUGCCAUUUUUGGAUACAUGCAUUUUGCUUAUUUUAUUAUUGUUUAAUUUGAAAACUUCCAAUUUUCAAGGAAAUACAAUUAUUUAUUUUAAAUUAUUAUAUUCUAGUAAUACACCAGACAUAGACAUAUUUAUAUAGGAAUUAAAAAAUUUAAACUUGUAUAAAAAAUAUGUCAAAUUUAAGACUUUGUAUGAGAGAAAAUAAAUCGAUGAACAGUUUGUACACACUUUUGUAAGAUCUCAAGAACACAUAAAUGGGAAUGGGUAUAUCAUGCAUAUAUCUUCCUACAUUGAUACAAUGUGUGUUACAUAACUUUGACAAAGAGUUUCCUCCUUUGGAUAUUGAAACACUUUCCCAUGUGGAUGAAAGUAAUCCCUGGUUUGUAGAAAUACUGUAAACUGUAUUAACAUUCAAAUUUUAUGAAAAUUUCUCCUUGUUCUCUUUAAUAAUGAUUUAGGGCUCUGACUUCUAUGAACAUACAUUUUGUGUGUAUUUACAUGUGUCAAUAAGUUAAUACAUGUAAGAACCAUCUUGCUACAUUGUACAUGACAAAUUUCAUUUUCCAACAGAUUGAAAAGAGUAACAAAUUAUAGAUGUUCAUUCUACCCAUCUCAUCCCCCCCCCCCCCCCCAUUUUUUCACAUGUGGUGAUACAGAAAAAUAGUUACCAAAUUAUGCAGGGAACACAACAAUGUAUAUGUGUGUAGAGAAAAAACCAUAAUAAAAUUUUGGUUGCUGUCAAUAACGUUUGAAGUUGUAUUCUAGUACAAGUCUGACAUGUAAUUUUUUCAUAAGUUAUUUAGUAUUUGUUUUAUUUGUAAGUCAUUUGUGUAAGUGUACUUUGGAUUGUUUUCAUGUUUUGUUUGUAGUGUUAUAUUUGAGUUUGGAUGUUAUUGUGAAGUUGUUGUUUUUUCGUACUUAGUUCUUCUGUAUUACAUAAGUACAUGUAAUCCAUGUUUAUAUGAUUUGAGAUAAUUAAAUUAUCUAAACUACAAGUUUACUAUCUCAUGCUAUCGUUUUGAAAAAAUGUUUAUCAUGUAUAUAUUCUUUGGAGAGUGACCAGACAAAGCAUUUUUCUGAUGACUUUCAAAGUUUCAGAAUGUUAAAAAUGCAGUCUUUGAUAGAAACUUUAUUUCUCUUUAUUCAUUUUUGAAAGCACAAUAACGAGAAACAAUUUUUUAUAAACAUAUAAUUUCAAAGAUAUGGAACAACAUUCUAUGUUUAGGAGAUCUUCUCAUUGUAUUUGUUCCUUUGCUGACGAUUUGGAUUGGCUUUUUUAAUUUUGAUCCAAUCCUCAUAUGUAAAAGUCAAAAGGAGCUAAAUAAGACCUUAUUCAAAUUUCAAUUUGGACAUGUUCAAAUGAUAUUUUUUUAUACUUUUCAUUUGUUUUGAUGCAGACCUUUUGUUUUAAAUGAUUAUAGUAAAUUAUUACAAGCAGUUCAAUGGCCAUUAAGCUUUUGAUUUUUUUUAAUUUAAAAGACUUUCCAAAUGGGGUGUUGUCAAGAUGUGACAGAUUUUGAGUUGAGUAGUAGUGAAUUUAAUUUCAAGUCAAAAUGUCAGUCAUUGUUUCUGUUACCAUAGUUGUUACGGUAACAGUUUUCAUGAAUGUGACAGGUUGUUUAUAUUUUAAAAGGACCAAUUAUUUUUGUUAUUUUACAAGCCUUCAUUAAUAUUUCACAUGUGCAAAAUGUACAAUGUUUGCUGAUAACGAAUUUUAAUCUAGUCAAUGUGAUUAUUUUGCAACAUGGUUUGAUGUAUUUGUAUGGUUUUAUAAUAAUUGUAACAUGUGAAUGUAUUUAUUCUGGGAGCUGUACAAUUAUUUUGAAUUCGAAACAAAUGGUGCUUAAAUUGUCACAUUUUAAAUGUGGAAAUAAACUUUGUUAUAAAAUGA
Messenger RNA from Mytilus californianus (California mussel), 6886 nucleotides. RefSeq names its product histone-lysine N-methyltransferase EHMT1-like. Gene Ontology annotation, molecular function: protein binding. Gene Ontology annotation, cellular component: cytoplasm. Gene Ontology annotation, biological process: intracellular signal transduction. The transcript has a single exon. The coding region runs from base 387 to 1376 and encodes 329 amino acids. The record is from RefSeq and is a predicted model, not a curated record. NCBI's taxonomy places the organism in Eukaryota, Metazoa, Mollusca, Bivalvia, Mytilida, Mytilidae.